CUUAACUGGCUUUUAGUCACGCUACUCUUUGCCUUGACCCAUCGUGUUCUCUCAAGUAAAGUGGUAGCCCAUACCAUUGCAGUUACUACUGCCUUUGCCUUCCUCGUGGUCUAGCACUCAGAACCAUGGAAGCAGCCUGCAGUUUAGCCGUUCCUGGCUUUCUCGCCAAGCUGUGGGCGUUAGUGGACGACACUGUCUUGGACGAUGUGAUCGGCUGGAAUGAGAAUGGUCAGACCUUUCGCAUUGUGAAUGAACAAAUCUUUGCCAAAGAUCUACUUCCAAAAUACUUCAAACAUAACAAUAUCUCUAGCUUCAUACGGCAGCUCAAUAUGUAUGGUUUCCGAAAGGUGAUUACAUUGGAUAGCAGAAUGACUGGCCAGGUGAAGAAAGUAGCUAUGGAAUUUCAACAUCCAUUCUUCAAAAAGGGGGAAUCUGGCCUUUUGGAAAAUAUUAAGCGCAAGGGAUCAUUGACAGUUCAGCUUACUCUUCAGACACCUUUACAACAGGUGCCAACAAUGAAAAUUGAGGAUGUCAGAAUCUACCCUGAUGAGUUCCAGAGAAUGAUGGCUGAAGUGCAAGAGAUGAGAGAGAAGCAGAGCAAUAUGGAUGCCAAAUUUGCAGAACUAAAGAAGGAAUAUGCAACCCUUUGGAUUGAAAUGACAAAUCUAAGACAGAAGUACUGCGAGCAACAGCAGCUGUUAACACAGAUUCUCCAGUUUAUCUUGAGUUUGAUGAAUGGAAACUAUAUAGUAGACAUGAAUAGAAAAAGGUCAUUACCCGUCACAUCUGGAGCUUCCACUUCCAAAUGUGCUCGUCAGUAUUUCCAUAUUCCAGAGGAGAAGAGGAAAGAAGCUAUGGAGAUUCUAAAAAAUGGUUAUGCACUUCUUGAAGACAGAAAUAAAAGUCUCCUUGACAGUGUCUUAUCUACUUUGAAAGAUGAAUCCAAAAACUUAGUUUCAUCUGUGGACCAAGCAAGUGGAGAUGAUGGAAAAGAACCUGAAAUGCCAAUUCAGGAUGUACCUAUGGGUGAAGAUUCACUGGACAUUGAUUUGGAUUUGGUUAUACCAGAUUUCCAAGGACUAAUGACCAUGGAAUCAUUUGGACAGGAAACUAAAAAUAUUUCUUUGGAGUUAGUGUCUUCUCCUUCUCAAGUCAAUGAUCCAAUCUUGACUGAAGACAAGUCAGAUACUCAAUGUGAUACUAUAUUGAACAGGGAUGAGAUGCACAUGCACUCUAUUGAAGCUAAUCUGGUGGAGCUAAAGUCAUUGCUAUCUAGAAAGAAAAUGAAUUAUGACUCUGAUCAUGUCAGUGAGCCAGUCAAUUCUGAACUUCCAACUUUUAUGACAAAGGAAACUGAAACUUUACUCAAUAUGGAUGUUGUAGCAGAAAUAGAUUGCCUAAGUUUAAUGAAAAAUGAAGAAGAAAAGAUAAUUCCACUUGAAGCCAAUGGAAAAAAAGACAAGCAGGUGGUACAAUACAUGAAAAAUCUCCCGCUUUCCUUGUUAGAUGAGAUGCCGAUAAAUGACUUGGGAGAAAGACUGCAAGAUUCUAAUGACCUCCUUUUGGAUAAUCUGAAGAAUCCAUCAAAUGUCUCACCAGAUUUAGGUGACCAUGAUUAUAUAGCCUUGAAUGCUUCUUCUCCACUAGAAGGUGCUGCAAAUCCUAUUGAAAUUUUUGAGCCCCAUUUAUCCACAGAAACCAGUGGAGAAUACAAGCUAUUCCCUUUGUUCUUUCUCAACCCUGUUGCCAGUUUUACUGGAGAGUGCACUAAAAUUGAGCCAUCUUCUUGAAUUUGUUUUGAGCUCCCCGAAUCCAGCUUCCUGCUGGAAAAUAGAUACCCCACUCCCUUUGGCUAUCUAGUGUAUUUCUCUCCAUCUCCUAACCUCUGUAACUUAAAAAAAUGUAGUUAAAAUUGUUACCUCUUGGUGCCUAAGCAAGAUUUCAUAGCUGGGAUGGAAUUGAAACCACACAAAAAAAGAUGGGGAAUAAGUUCUUAAUAGUGGCAUUGCUAGAUCAAAAGUUAUAUGCAUUUAAUUUUUUUUUUAUUUAAACAUCUUACAGGGGUACAUAUGUUUAGGAAAUUUCUAAUAAAAUCUGACUUUAACCUGAAAAAAAAGAUUGGGAAUACCUCAAAUUUGGAGGGGAUUUAAAAAGAUUUUUUUAAAAGUUUUAAAUGAACAUUCUUCCAAUACCUUAUUUGUGUCUACAACAAAAUUUGUGUUAAAUACCAUAAAGUAUGUCAGUUCUCUAAACAAUUAGCAAAUCCAUGUUGUUCGAUUUUGCUUAUAGCAAAUAAGUUAUAUCAUUCCAGAAUUUCUUGGGACAGAUCUGGUUUUGAAAAGCAAGGUUUUCUGUUAAUACGGUCAUGUGUCACUUAACAGGAAUACAUUUUGAGAAAUAUAUGAUUUUGUCAUUGUGCAAACAUCAUAGAGUGUACUUACACAAACCCAGGUGGUGUAGCCUACUAAAUACCUAGGCAAUAUGGUAUAGCCUAUUGCUCCUAGACUACAAAUCUGUACAGCAUGUUACUGUACU
Messenger RNA from Microcebus murinus (gray mouse lemur), 2535 nucleotides. Lineage: Eukaryota; Metazoa; Chordata; Mammalia; Primates; Cheirogaleidae. The record is from RefSeq and is a predicted model, not a curated record.